This is a messenger RNA of Myotis davidii, 1463 nucleotides long. RefSeq names its product HAUS augmin like complex subunit 8 (gene HAUS8). The record is from RefSeq and is a predicted model, not a curated record. NCBI's taxonomy places the organism in Eukaryota, Metazoa, Chordata, Mammalia, Chiroptera, Vespertilionidae. The transcript has 11 exons. Gene Ontology annotation, biological process: centrosome cycle; spindle assembly. Gene Ontology annotation, molecular function: microtubule binding. The coding region runs from base 140 to 1261 and encodes 373 amino acids. Gene Ontology annotation, cellular component: cytoplasm; nuclear microtubule; centrosome.
GUGGGGGAGGACCGCGAGGCGCGCGCUGGGCUCUCCCGCUCCGCCUGCAGCUGCUCUCCCCGGUGGCCCGCGGCCACCCCUCCGGAGGGCUCGGGGCAAGGGAACUUGACGAGCCCGCCUUUGAGCUGAAGGCGGGAAAAUGGCGGACUCCUCGGGGCGCGGCUCUGGGUUGCCUUCUGCAGGGGACCCCAGUACUCCUAGUGGCCCCAAGCCGAAAGGAAAGCAAACACAAGGAGGAAAAAUGGUCGAAUCCCGAUACCUGCAGUAUGAGAAGAAACCCACUAAAAAGGCUUCUGCAGCAGAUAUUUUAAAGACCAGCGGGAAGAUGCCUGAAGGCGGAAGGAAACACAGCUCCCUCCAGAAGAGCAAAGAAAGCAGUGGGAUCUUCGACAAAGGCGACCUGCAGUCCACGUUGCUGGAAGGACACGGCACCGCCCCCCCGCACCUGGAUCUCUCAGCCAUCAAUGACAAAAGUAUGCUCAGAAAGACUCCACAAUUAGAAAAAAAAGUGUCAAAGAAAACCGAGUCGACAUCAUUUUCUGCCUCACAGGAAAAGGACCCAGAUCUCUCCGAAUUGAUGGAAUCCCAAACAUUACUCCUGACUCUACUAACCGUGAAGAUGGAGAACAGCCUCGCAGCAUUUGAAGAAGAGGCAGAAAGGAACUUAGUAACGGUGUGCCAAGAGAAGCAGCAGCUCCUGAAAAAGGCCCACGAGCUAAAGCGCAAACUUCUCCUCUGUCAGAAGAAGCGGGAACUGAUGGAUGUCCUCAACCCCCAGAUCGAGAUGCUGAGCCCCUACGCGGCCGUGUCUGAAAGCUUCAAGGAGCAGUACAAGGCCCUCGCGACGGCCCUGGACGCCACGAGGCACGAGCUGCCUGUGAGAUCAGUUCACCUGGAGGGAGGCGCGCAGAAGUUCUUAGAUGAUUUGCAGCGGGAAUUGACGACCACACACCAUCUGCUGGGAGAACUUGGAGUCUGCAGUUCAGAAGAAAACGGGAAAGUACUAGACCUGCUGGGUGAACUGAAGGAAAUGACCCAAAAGAAGGAUCUGGAGCUCCGAAGGAGCUUUGCCCAGGUGCAGGAACUCUCUGCUGGAGUGAGCAAGGAGGCAGCCUUAAUCAACCAGGAGGUCUGGGAAGAGGCCCAGGGCCCGGUGGCCCCCCGCCAGUGGUAUUUCAAUGAGGAGGACACUCGAGGGGACACUUGGGGAGAGGCCAGCAGCCCGCUCCUCUCAGGUGCUGACAAGCCCUGCGCAUGGUGAAUCCGCACGCAGGCCGUGGCCCUAGCCCAGGUGGGGUCUCUGCAAACCCUCGGGAAGAAAGCUCUGUCCAGGAUGCCUCUGUGCCAGGGCACCGGUGUGGUGUUCCGGAAACUCACGCACUUUAGUCUCUUCGCUCAGCACUACAGCUGGUUUUGUGUGAUAAUCUUGUUUUAUAUUAAGAAAUAAACUGUUUGGCAACUGA